Saxophila tyrrhenica is the source of this 1341-nucleotide messenger RNA. It is a transcript of the gene sof1, whose product is annotated as Protein sof1. Gene Ontology annotation, molecular function: protein binding. Bases 1 to 1341 code for a protein of 446 amino acids. Gene Ontology annotation, cellular component: small-subunit processome; nucleolus. Gene Ontology annotation, biological process: maturation of SSU-rRNA from tricistronic rRNA transcript (SSU-rRNA, 5.8S rRNA, LSU-rRNA). NCBI's taxonomy places the organism in Eukaryota, Fungi, Ascomycota, Dothideomycetes, Mycosphaerellales, Extremaceae. The transcript has a single exon. The record is from RefSeq and is a predicted model, not a curated record.
AUGAAGAUCAAGGCACUGUCGAGGUCGUCGGCCUCGCACCAAGCUCCCGGAAGCGAUGUAGCCCGCCAACCUCGCAACCUCGACCCGUCGCAACACCCGUUCGAAAGGGCGCGGGAAUACACUCGAGCAUUAAAUGCCACCAAGCUGGAGCGCAUGUUCGCGCAGCCAUUCGUUGGACAGCUGGGAAGAGGGCAUGUCGAUGGGGUCUACAAAUUGGCAAAAGACCCCAAAGCACUAGACCGCUUCGCAAGCGGCAGCGGAGACGGCGUGGUCAAAGUCUGGGACCUGCCCAGUCGAGACGAAGUAUGGCAGACGCAAGCCCACGAGAACAUGGUCAAAGGCAUGUGCUGGACGAACAACCAACAACUCCUCUCCUGCGGCAGCGACAAAACCGUCAAGCUCUUCGACCCCUACAAUACCCCCUCCAAAUCCGCCCCGACCGCGACCUGGCUCGGCAACAACGCCUUCACAUCGAUAACCCGCCACCGCACCGACCCCACCUUCGCCGUCUCCUCCUCCUCCAUCUCCCUCUACGACCUCACCCGCCCCUCCUCCACCCCAACCCAAACCCUCGCCUGGCCCACCAGCGCCGACACCAUCACCGCCCUCUCCCUCAACCAAACCGAAACCUCCAUCCUCGCCUCCACCGCCACCGACCGCUCCCUCGUCCUCUACGACCUCCGCACCUCCUCGCCCCUCCACCGCUCCGUCCUCACCCUCGCCAGCAACGCCAUCAGCUGGAACCCCAUGGAAGCCUUCAACCUCGCCGUCGCCAAUGAAGACCACAACAUCUACCUCUUCGACACGCGCAACCUCUCGCGCGCGCUCAACGUGCUGAAAGACCACGUCAGCGCGGUAAUGGACGUCGAGUUCUCGCCCACGGGCGAGGAUCUCGUCUCCGCGAGCUACGACCGCAGCGUGCGGCUGUGGAAACGCAAUCAAGGCCAUUCGAGAGACAUUUACCACACGAAGCGCAUGCAGCGCGUCUUCUCCGCCUGCUGGACGCCGGAUAACGCCUACAUCCUCUCCGGGUCCGACGACGGCAACAUUCGACUCUGGCGCAGCAACGCUUCAUCCCGUUCCGCGAUCAAGAGCGCAGGCGAGAGGCAGAAACUCGAGUACGACGAUGCGCUCAAGGAGCGGUAUAAGCACAUGCCGGAGAUCAGACGGAUAGGACGGCAUCGACAUGUGCCGAAGCAGGUGAAGAAGGCGGGGGAAAUUAAGAACGAGGAGGUGCGGGCGAUCAAGCGGAGGGAGGAGAAUGAGCGGAGGCAUUCGCGGAAGGGGGAGAGGAGGAGGCGGAGUGAGAGGGAGAAGAUGGUGCUUGCUACUGAGAAGUGA